Molecule: messenger RNA, 3153 nt
Organism: Pomacea canaliculata
Lineage: Eukaryota; Metazoa; Mollusca; Gastropoda; Architaenioglossa; Ampullariidae
Product: soluble scavenger receptor cysteine-rich domain-containing protein SSC5D-like
Exons: 11
Coding region: 41-1516 (491 amino acids)
Cellular component (GO): membrane
Source: RefSeq, a predicted model, not a curated record
UGAAUAGUGUCACUGUUACUACACACGCGCAUUCAGCACCAUGAUGUUCCUGGUACUGGCUGCUUGCUUUUUGCUCAAUCCUGUCCAAGGAGGAUUUUUUGAUGAUAUAUUACCUGAAAUCGAAAAAAGUAAAACCUUUCAAGGACUGGUGAGACUCGUUAAGGAUCUAUUAGCCGAUCCAAACCCAGUUAAAGAUGUGCGCUUGGUUAAUGGGACAGAAGAGGCCGGGCGACUUUUGAUUGAACAUAAAGGAACCUGGGGCACAGUGUGUGAAGAUGAGUUUGGAAGGGAAGAGGCUCUUGUGGCUUGCAAAAUGUUACAAAUUCACGAUGGUAAAGCAGUCUAUGCUAAGUCCAUCAUGUUCGGCGCUGGCAGCGAUGAGCAACAAAUUCUGCUGAGCGACCUCAAGUGUAACGGCACAGAGAAAACGCUGUGGGAUUGUAAACACAGUGGUUUGUACAACCACAGUUGUAGUCACAGCAAAGACAUCGGCAUCAUUUGCAAUUUCAAUGCCGACCAGCUUCGUCUGUCUGGUAAACGUCGAAUCAACCAAAACAUGGGUCGUGUGGAAAUCAAAGUCGGUGGUGUGUGGAGCGGUGUUUGUGGCAGCUUCAGCAGCAGUUCAGCCAAAUCCAUCUGUAGACAACUUGGUUAUCCAUCAACAAGCGCAAUGACUACGUCGGUUUCGUCGUUUGGUCCAGGGGAAUCAAGAGGCGUCUUAGAAGUUAAUCUGAACUGUACAGGAAACGAGAGCAGGAUUAAAAAUUGUCUUCUGGACCCUCUCUUUUACAGUGCCAAGUGCAAUAAAGAAGAACUUGGUGUUAUUUGCAGCAAUAGAACUACAUCUCUUUAUGUUGUUGUUGAAUCAUCUACUGAAUACCCAUUCAUGGAAGGACAACACGUAAGUCUGAAGUGUGAGAAAACACAGUCAAAAAAGCUUGUGGCUAACUACUCUUGGCCAGAAACUGCCGGUGGAAGUCCUUUUGGUCAGUUCCUGAUCUUUGACAAUGUUACGAGAGAGCACAAUGGAAUGCUAGUGGGAUGUGCAGGCAGCUAUGGAGAUAACAACGAACAACUCAUAUACAGUGACACUACAAUGUUACAAGUUUACUGUGCACCAAAGAGGAAAGCGUCUGACGGAAAACUAAAAUAUGUUGAUAUUCGGGAUAACAAACAGAAUUUCAGCGUUGAAAUAAUAGCAUAUCCAGCUCCACACCUAGCAAAUAUCACUUAUCAAGGAUCCACUAUAAAAGAGAGGAUAGAAAAACCUGUUGACAGUAAAGAAAUACAUGCGGCGUGUGUUGCAAACAGCUUUGAACCUGCCUUGGUUAUCUGUAAUAUCAGCAUCAUCCAUGCUGUUGAAGGGUUUUACCAGGCAGUCUUCAGCAACGACUUCGGGGACUUACCUGUUGACUUCGUGGUUGUAUCAAAUAGUAAGUGCAUUCUGAAUGUGAUGCAUCACUGUUAUACUAAACUGUCACGACCGGCAGUCGGACUUGCGCACUCUUUCAAAUAACGAAACAUGAGAUAACUUCAGGUUGGGACAUCCCGUUAGGUAUUAUACACAAAAACUCCAAAAAACAUAAAUUGCAAUACAAGACUUCCAAACAAAUCAGUUUAAAUCAUACAGCAACAAGUUAUCACUCUUAUCUAUUUAAAUCAUAAGGUAUACAUCAUAUAUUAUUAAACGUCAAAUUAUUAUUAGCUCAGGCUGGUCUACAGCAGUUUCCAAAACUGCAAACUUAAUUUCACAAAGACGACAUACACAUGUCAAAUUCAAUACAUUCAUAACGAUACCUCUCUCAGAGCACUUUUGUAGCCACCAGAAAACUUCACGUGCUCAUGAAUAUUCAUCACACACACACACACAAACAGUCCUUGUCAACCGUCUUACUCUCCCUCUAUCGUUGACGGUGGAAGGUAACAAUGGGGGUACGAAACCUUCUCCCCUCUCUCUCUACGGGUAAAACUCAAAAAACAAAAGUCUGUCUUUGCGUUGUCGGCACCAGCCGUCAGUGUCCUCGACACUUCACGGACAUGUCUUUCAUCUCCUCGCUGCAAGGGUUUAACGACGACAGCGACGGCCCUCAAUGAGGUCGGUGUGUUGUCGUUGCUGACGUACGAGGGUGAAGCCCACCUGCUCAACACUCUCCGAGGCUUUGAUGGGAUGCUUUCCACCUUAUCGCCGGCUCUAGUUGUUCUUUCCAUAGGAACCUCUCGUCCGCUCGCGCCGCUGGAUCGAUAGCCCCUCGAUUGCUCGAUAGAUCGAUCGAUCGAUCGAACGAUGCUCACUGCAGCUACGGUCGGGCUUAAAUACCCAACCCAGUCACACUAGACCAGGUGCGAGCACUUCCCGAGCCGCACGUGAGGUCCGAAACUCACGUGGUGCCCAAAAUACAAGUGGCUCACGAUUUCUACAUACAACAGGACAAUCACGCGUGUCAACCUUCCAUUCAUCCUCUGUUACGCACUUGACCGUUACAUGGCAGAGGGGCAACACACAGGGCUGGCUGGGCCCACUCCUCCUCCACCCCCUACUACCAAACUCAGGUGAAAAAACCACAGGAGGCACGAACUUGUCCGUGACAUAAACUUACAAAAUUAUUUAAACUUACAAAGAAAUCGCAUCAUGGAAAGUCCAGAGAGUUGAUAAAUAACAUUUAAAUGAACUCAGAUUUUUAGCGGCGUCCGAAUCUCUGUUCGCGACCAAAACCGUGACCGGACCGUGACCGUGAUAAUAAAUUUUUAAAACAAAGAGAAUUUUCGUUCGGUUUUUCUGAAGAACGGACGUCACGUCAGCCUAUCGUAGGUAAGUUUCAGUAGGUGGGAGAGUCCUGUAUAAAAUAUUUUUAAAACAAUGAUUAUGGUUAAUUUAGGUCUUUAGUUAACUGUAAAGGUAAUCACUGUAUUUUGUUCUCUAGUGAAAAUAAUGCUGCAAUAUGUUUGAGUGUAAUAGCACAAAUUAACCGUUAAGAUAAAACUUAAUAAUUGUGUAUUGCAAACAAGUACAGACCUUGUUGUUCAUGAAGAUAACAUUUGAGUGCUUUACUUAGAAGAAAUAGUCAAAUGAAAGCCCGGCAUCCCUACGUUCUAUGUGACUACCAUUUGUGGGAAAGAGGGGGGAAGUACAGCACUUUUGAUUAGAAAAUGUAC